Lottia gigantea (owl limpet) is the source of this 717-nucleotide messenger RNA. RefSeq lists its product as hypothetical. The coding region runs from base 1 to 717 and encodes 238 amino acids. Lineage: Eukaryota; Metazoa; Mollusca; Gastropoda; Lottiidae. The record is from RefSeq and is a predicted model, not a curated record. The transcript is spliced from 2 exons.
AUGACAAAUAAAAUACUAGAUCCAAUCUUUAGAUUAUACGAUCCAAUUCGUUAUUCAUUUAACAAGAAAAAAGAGGAUUAUAUUAUCAUCUCACCCACUGUUGGUUCUAAAUCCCAAUUGAAUGAUGGUGGUAGAAUUACCUUCGAAAUAAAUUCAUUAUCGAAUUGGUUGCUUCUUUCCGAUGCUUAUUUCAGAUGCGAUUUCAAAAUUAAAGAAGCCACACAGAAUCAAGUUCCACAAACAAAUACAACGUUAGAAAACAAUUUCUUUCCAUCUUUAUUUAGCGAGAUGGUUUUGGAAGCUGGUUCAAAUCCGAUAGAAACAAUCAAACAUCCUGGGGAAUUCGACACAAUGUUGAAAACAGGUUUAUAUCCUAAAGAUUUCGAUUCAGUCUCAGGUUGGAUACCUGAUGUUGGUGAUGGAAGUAUUUUAAAAGAACCGGUAAGAAAUCUUGCAAAUGAUGCCGAUUUAGCUAGAGUGAGAGUUGUUGAUCGAAACACGAUAGAAAGAGUAGGACGAGCAGUUAAUCAUGGAUUCGAAAAACGAGUACUUCAGUAUAAUAAUGUUGUUGAGAAUAAUAGAUUACAACAACUCGGAUUAACGGAAAAUCUACAAACUCUAUUUCAACCCAUAUUAAAAUCUCAAGAGGAUAUUAAAAGGAAAUUAGAAUAUAAACCUCCUAUAGAACCUACACCUCCUAUAGAAGGAGUGUUAUAA